Molecule: messenger RNA, 3875 nt
Organism: Antechinus flavipes (yellow-footed antechinus)
Lineage: Eukaryota; Metazoa; Chordata; Mammalia; Dasyuromorphia; Dasyuridae
Gene: TXNL4B
Product: thioredoxin like 4B
Exons: 4
Coding region: 338-787 (149 amino acids)
Biological process (GO): mRNA splicing, via spliceosome
Cellular component (GO): U4/U6 x U5 tri-snRNP complex; spliceosomal complex; U5 snRNP
Source: RefSeq, a predicted model, not a curated record
GUGAGAGGGAGAGGAAGCGGCUGGUGUCUUCCGUCAGUUGAGCUGCGGGGAGAACCGGGAACCUGAGUGCGCAGCGCGCGCCGACCCCCGGAAACUCGAGGUGGAAGCCGCUUUGCGCGCAUGCGCUUCAAAAACGUUUUUCCGCUUCCUCACCCAUGAUCUCCGCUCAAGAAUUUCUCUUUUAAGGGGUUGCUAAGCAACGGCGGAUUGGGGGGGUGCUACGACGAAGCCCUGCUGGUGUUGACAUGCACGGAGGGAGCUGAGCGCCUGUGCUGACUUACCGGGAGGGCGUGGGUGGAGAUCUGGUGGUGGGAGCCUCCGUGUGGCCCAGUUCGGGAUGAGCCUCUUGCUGCCCAAGCUUACUUCUAAAAAAGAAGUGGACCAGGCAAUCAAAAGUACUGCAGAAAAGGUUCUGGUUCUCAGGUUUGGGAGAGAUGAGGACCCUGUCUGUCUACAAAUAGAUGACAUCCUUUCUAAGACUUAUCAUGACUUAAGUAAAAUGGCUAUGAUAUAUCUGGUAGAUGUGGACCAAACACCAAUUUAUACCCAGUAUUUUGACAUCAGUUACAUUCCAUCAACUGUCUUUUUCUUCAAUGGGCAGCAUAUGAAAGUAGAUUAUGGGUCUCCAGAUCACACAAAGUUUGUGGGAAGUUUCAAAACUAAACAGGAUUUCAUAGAUUUAGUUGAAGUAAUCUAUCGAGGAGCAAUGCGGGGAAAACUUAUUGUGCAAAGUCCAAUUGAUCCCAAGAACAUUCCUAAAUAUGACCUUCUUUAUCAAGGCAUUUAAAACAUCAACUUGAACUGAAAUUGAAAAGAGAAAUGCAGUUGAAACUAUAUAUAUAGCCAAAUAAGCUAUUGUUACAUGAUCAUCCUGUUUUACUGAAGAGAUCAUACACCAGAGAGAAGAGGUUUGAAUUUUACAUCAAAUUCUAAAAUGGUGUCAGACAAUUGAUUAUGAGAUAUAUUGAAAUUUGUUGAUAUUUGAGGAUAUCUUGGACCCUAAUUUUCUACUAUCUAUACACAUUUGGCAAAUUGUGCUAAAUACUUUCAGUCUUGGAAUCAGGCUUAAUUUCUAAUCCCACCCCUCUUCUACCAACUUGCUCUUUCUCUCUCAGUAGACCCCAUUUAUCUUUUUCCCCAAAUGAAUGUAGGUUAUUCUUUAACAUGGAGCUAAUUAAUACCAGAUUGAAUUAUGCUUAUUAUUAUGCUUAUUAUAUCAAGGAUGAAAACAGUAAAUGGCUUUCUCCUCCUCUGUAGUUCUUGGCCUCCCCCCCUUUUUUUUAAGUAGCUAAUGAAACUAGACUCCUAUAGUUGCUUCCAUCUCAUCCUAUCUUCUAGUCUUACCUGGGAGGAUAAGGGGAAAAAAGAGAAGAUGAGGUUCAGUGAUAGGCAAGUUUUGUUCUAGAACCUUUUGAGUAUUUUAAUAGCUUGAAAACAUUAUGAAUUUAUGCAAUAGUGCUCUUGUUUCAAGCAUAAAGUAGCAAUUAUUAUUUGUACUUGUCUGGAUGAAAAGUGGUUCUUAGGAUAGCUCAGACUCCCACUGUUCUGUACCUCAUCUGAUUCAAGCCCAAGCUUGAAACUUUCAUAGAAUGUGUCUCCCCAAGUAGCCCAAAGAAGGAAACCUAAGAAGCUGAAUUAGAUUAGUAAUAGCAUUGGAUAAUUCACUCUAUUGACUUCUAGUCUUCUGGAAUUUCCUAUUCUUCCAAGGCUUCAGUAAUAAUACCAUCUAAAGAAAAACCAUCCCCCCAUUUAUUUAUACAAGGUUCAUUACUCUAGUCACAUUUUUCUUGAGGAUUUUUGGGAAUGCAUCUUUGGAGUACUAAUUUCCACAAAUCGUUCUUUCUUAAUUGUGUGCUUCUUAGGGGAAAAGGGACUGGACCUGUGAUUUCACUGGUUAAUGAAACUCCAAAAUAAGGAAAUUCCCUCUCCCAGUGCAGGUGUCACUUUCUCUGCCCUCAUGUUCUUCAAGUGUUGCCUGGAAGAUUGAAAAUUUAAAUGACUCAGAGCCACACAACCAGUGUGCAUAAGAGUUGAUUUUCAAAUUCUGAUCUUCCUUGUUCCAAGACCACUUCUAUUGUGCCUCCUGUCUAAAUAGAGUAAAUCUGUAAUAUUAUCUUUCUGUAUACUGAAUGGAUGCUAGCCAAUAAAAUAAAGUAAUUAUUUUUUGCUGGCUAUAUUAUUCCCUAAGUUCUUGAAACUUAUUAACUGAUGUGAAAAUAUCAGAUAAACAUACAUACAUAUAUCUACAUAUAUGUGUGUGUACAUAUACAUAUAUGUGUACAUAUGUACAUAUACGUUUAUAUAUAAGUGUAUGUAUGUGUGUGUGUGUAUAUAUGUAUAUAUAUACACACACACAAAGGGAAUUUAAUAAGGAAACAAAAUGGGCCUUGGUAGAGACUAAAUAAUGAUUUAUGGUAGGAAAUUAUAUUUGAAAAAGAAGGGUAUAAUUUGAAGGAGGCAGUAGGAUUGAACAGGUAGUGCUGUUGUGCUGUCCAUUACCUAAAUACUAAGAGAGAGAGAGAAAUAAGAACUUUCUGAAAGAAAGUUAUGAGAUUUUUUUCUCUUCUUCCAACCUAUUUGGAGUGUAAGAGAACUUGGAUCAGUAUCAAAUUGUUAGGUUAUAAAAUGAAACUUUAAAAAUAUAUAUUUAUAAUAUUUUUAUUUAUAAAUAUAUUUAUUUGUACUUAUAUGUAAAUAAAUAAAAUAUUAAUAAAAUUAUUUUUAAAAUUGUCAUAGCUCUUUCCCCUACAUUACCAAACUCGUAGAAGAAGUUGUCUACAUUCAUCAUCUAUUCUUCCUCACAUUUUAUUCACUUCUCAAGCCUGUGUAAUGGAGCUUUCUAAUCCAUCAUUUGACUGAAACUAUUAUCUCAGGGUUGCCAGUGGGUCAGCAAACAUUUGUUAAGCAUUUAUUCCAUGCUGGUGAUCUCUUUAAUUGCUACAUCCAGUGGCUUUCUCUUAAUCCUUAUCCUGCUUGACUGGAACAUUUAAUAUUUUCUACCAUCUCCAUCUUUCUCUCUUCCUUGGAGUUUUGUGACAUUGCUCACUUCCUGAUUCUCUUCCCACCUAUCUGAUAAGUUGUUUGCUAGAACAUCACCUUUAACCAUUCCCUCUCUGACAAUAAUGCCUCCCUCCUAAUCCCAAUCCAAUCAAUUGCUAAAUCACUAACUCUAAAACAUCUCUCUAACCCAUCCCCUUAUCUCUACUCAGAUACUGCCAGAGAACAGAUCUUCAUCACCUCUGAAGUGGAUUGUUUUAAUAGCCACCUAUGUAUCUCCUCUUGUCUUUGCCUUUUCCCAUCCAGCCCCUCUAAAGCAUAGGUCCCUGUUGAAGAUGAUUUGGUAAUUCCAUAUUAUUUCUAGUGUAGAAAACAAACUCCUCUUGGGCAUUUAAAAUGCUGACUCCUCUCCACCUUUCCAGGCCAUCUUCCUAUGAUUCAACUUUUAUCUCUGUUCCAGAUAAACAGGGCUAUUCACCAUCAUCUAUGUGCCUCUGAACAAGCUAUUUCCCAUGCCUGCAAUGAUCUUCCAUGCAAGAUUUCCCAUAUGAUUUCUUUCCCAAUUCCUCCAAUUAAUAAGUGAUCUGUGAAUAUGUCAUUUCCCCCAAGUAGAAUGUAAGUCCUUUGAAGAGUGGGCACUAUUUCGUUUUUCUCUUCAUAUUUCCAGGGCUUGAUAUAUACAUAGUAGGCACUUGAUAAAUGCUUAUUUAAUUUAGUUAUAGAUGUAGAAACUAAGGAACAGAAAAACUUAUAAACAUAUCUGAGGCUAUAUAGCUAGCUCCUCGGAUGUCUGGGAAUGGAAGCUAAACCUUUAAUAUUUUUUGCCAUUAGACCAUGCUGCCUUGUAUUCAUUAAAGUGCUGAAAACUCAAAUCUAAA